AUGCCCUGUUUACCGACUGUACGAGACGGACUGACGAGGCGUUUCCGCUGGACUGUAGGUAGCGGUUUGCCCCGUGACUCUUCCAUCUGCGAACUCAGUCGCGGCAAUCUGGCUUCGGCUCCCCCCCUCUCUCUCCAACUGUUCAGUUCUCAAGUCAAGGAGGAAGUGCUUCCUGAUCUGUCGCGGUCAUCUUUUAGUGGAGAACACACAAAACUUGCCUCGGGCUCUAACGGCGAGCAGCCUUCGCAUCCCGAUGUUUGCUUCCUCUUCCUGCUUCCUCUCUCUCGCCAACAAGAAAACAUGACGGCGCCGAUGCUGCUUCUUACCGAGUUGACGACGUCCCGAGGGGCGUUCUGGUUCUUCUCCCCUUCUAAGCCAACUUAUGAAGAUCAUACCAAAAAGCAAAAGAGUACAUACAACACCAGGUAUUCGCUGGUCGUCACCGACCCAACUACUAAUCCGGCCCUCACUGGCUUAUCUAUGGGAGAGCGGACGGGAUCCCGAGUUCUCCAGUGGGUAUGGUCGUAUGUGCCAGAGAAACGCCAUAAAACUACUUAUAUUGGUGAUGGCGGUGGCACUGUGAUGGCUUCCGUGGUAGCUAUCCACUCCAACGGCGUGUUGGGCGGAAGACCCGUGAUGCCGAUCCAGUGCGCCUACUUUGAGAUGGAAAACCUUCCUGGACCGGAGAAUCCGGCCAUGCGUGAGCUUGGUCUCAGCUGGUAA
Messenger RNA from Colletotrichum higginsianum IMI 349063, 723 nucleotides. RefSeq names its product PA domain-containing protein. NCBI's taxonomy places the organism in Eukaryota, Fungi, Ascomycota, Sordariomycetes, Glomerellales, Glomerellaceae. Bases 1 to 723 code for a protein of 240 amino acids. The record is from RefSeq and is a predicted model, not a curated record. The transcript is spliced from 2 exons.